Messenger RNA from Geodia barretti, 3026 nucleotides. NCBI's taxonomy places the organism in Eukaryota, Metazoa, Porifera, Demospongiae, Tetractinellida, Geodiidae. The record is from the annotation of a GenBank genome assembly.
GUGAUAAUCACGCUGUCGGCUCUCCUUUGACUCAAGAGCAAAGUUGGGUAUUUUGCCUCAACGCAGUACGGGAGUGAGUUGCGUUUUGCCUUUGCAUUGCACAGCCUAGCCAGUGUAGAGCUCAGUGUAUAAACUGUGUGACAAAUUUCCUGGAAGUUUUGUUUUGGCUCCGAGAUUGCCUGGCAUGUUUUAGAUGCAUGCCCAGUCUGGCCGUACAUCUAGCUAACAGUAGAAGUUCUGUGCCGGGUUAUUGUGGGUUGAUAGCACAGAAAACAGAGGAGCAGUCUAAAGACCAGUCUUUGCUAGUAGUUGUAGUCUAGUAUGGGCGUCCUGCCAUGUUGAAGUGAUGUCGUGUGUUGGUGCUGGGGUAGAGGAGGGAGACCUGGACUAUAAUGAAGAUUUGGACGACAUCACAUCGCAUCUUCGGAGACCCAGCGAGGAAGAUGAGGUCAAGGUUCAUGCAGCGGUGGAAAUAGAGGAUGGAGAGCUAAGCUCCGGAGAAGAGGGAGAGAUCAAAGAUGUCAGUGGGGAGAUGUCUGGCCCCGCCCACCUCCAGAAUCCCAGCACUCCCUCACCCACUCCAGAGAUUAGUGAUGACAUCAUUGAGUGUGAGCCUCAGGACUAUGGUGUUGGUGAGGAGAAGAGAGAAGAGAAUGGGAAGAAGGAGAGAGAGGAGGAAAAGAGUAAAGAGGAUGAGAAGGAAGAGGCCGAUAGUGAUAGGGGGAGUUCAAGUAGGAGGAAGGUGACCGGCUCUAGAAGUCCAGUGAGGAAUCGAGGGACUUCAGUCUGUCGCCACUUCCUGCAAGGAAAGUGCUCGUGGGGUAGGGAGUGCCGAUUUUCUCACGAUGAUAGAGCUCUACCCGGACACCCCAGACCACACCCACCUCUCCAUGGAGUGAGGGGAGGGGCAGACAGGUUCAUAGAACCCUACCACGCACCUCGUGAUCCUGACUUUGUUGGACAUCCUCCAAUUGGAAGUGUUCUGACCCACCAUCUUCCUCCUCCUCAACCUCCCAGGGAAGGAGCUCCACUAUUCUUGCCUUACAAGGAACUGCGGAGGGGGUCAAAGGUGUCUCAGGUUGAGGAGGAGAGUGAGGGGUGGUACCGCCUGCGGACAGUGGCCAGGGACUGGAGCAGUGAUGACGACGACACUCUACCUGAGAAGAAGUCCUCCAAGGAGAAGCGGCAGAAAGGAGAUGACCGGAGGAACAGACACAGCUCACGAAGGGAGGUUGGUUUGUCUAUUGUCUGGUGUCAGGUCAGUGAUAUAGUCCUCAGAGCUCUGGCUCCUCGAGUCCUGAGGCAGCAGAGAAGAAAAAGAAGAGAAGGAACCAACACUCGCCAGCCACAGGCAUAUCUAGCCAUCUGGACAAAGCAGCUCACAUUAGGUAUAUACACACUGUGUCUUAAAGUAGAACUACAGAACAUGUCUACUGCACGUAUAUUGUUAUACAAAAACUUGCAUCUUACACGAAGGCCUUCAACAGUAUAUACAGUGUGUAUGUGUACAUGGAGUGUGUGGUGUAGGGAUAAAGAGAGUGGCUUCGAAGACAGGGCAAGUCGACGGAAGGCAAGAAGACACAGCUCUAGUUCAGAGUCAUCAGAGACCCAGCCUGCCUUCCUCCCUCACCAACCACCAUUCCUCUUUGCUCCCGGCACCGGGCCUCCUCCUGACAGAUUCUUCGCCCACAGCACUCCCUUCCCUCCCUUCGGUCCCCCCAGACCCCUCCCCCCUCACCUGGACCACAGACCACUACUGUUUGCACCCAUCCCCCCUCACGUCCACUAUCCAGACCGGUAUGGUCCACCGCCAUACCCUGACUGCCACAGGCAACCUCCCCAUAGAGGCUACCACAGGUAUAUAUUACACUGAGAUGUCAGCAUGUACAAACUGGUGUAAAACAAGGGAAAGUCGAACAUGUACAUACUGUGUUAGCUAUGGUAGCCAAAGUCUCUUUCUGGCAGAGAUCAUUCUGCAUCUCCGAAGAGGAGACGCCGCCGUAAGCUGAGCUCAAGUUCACAGUCUCCACAGUCCAGUCCAGACCACAGCAGCAGUCACAGUAAGAGGAAGGUCAGUUUGGCAUGAAUGCAUGGUACCAACUCUGUGUGUACUGACUGUACUCGGUGUGGUGGAGAAGAAGAGAAAGAGCUCAGAGGACAAGAAUCUCAACAGAAAGGAGCAGCUACUGCAGGAACUGAGUGUCAUCAAUAAGGUGAUUGAGAGGAAGAAACUGAAGAAGAGUGGCAGCAAGAAAUCAGAGUAGAACCAGAGAACUAUGUUUGUAGUCAUUUUCACCCCAUCUUUUCAUCCCAAAUGUCUUUCUACUAAUCAUUCUGAAAUUUCACUACUGAAAUGAAACUGAACUCUGUUGCAGAAUGAGGUCCAUGUAAGCACAGGAUAUCAACUGGUCUGGGGAAACCCCUAGUUUACACAUGAGGUCAUUGGCAAUUGUCUCUCCUUCCCUCUGGGACUGCUGGGGCCUCAGUACAACCUCUAGCUCCAGGAAAUCCCCCAGCCCCUCCACAGUGUCAAUGUGUACUCUGGUCUGCCCCACUAGAAACAGCAGCCUUCUCUUCCUCACGCUCCCUAGUUCCCCCAUAGCCUGACUCAGAAUGGUUUUCAGCUCCUCUGGAGUCUAGUUGUAGCACAACUGAUACACUCAACAGAGUACAACAGAACGAGGGGAAAGAAGACUGGCCUCAGUUGUAGCGAUGGUGUAGUGACUGAGUUUUGGACCAGCACUGUCAGUUCUGUGGUAGUGGAUCAGUUGGGCCACGCUUCCCUCCUCCACUCGCAGCUUCAACCUGCCGCUGGCAGCGAUGAAGAAAGUGUCUUCUUGUUCCAGCAGUAAACCUUCAUUCCCGCUCAAUUCCUUAGCAACUGCCACGGCUCUGCCUCUGUCCGCCAGACGAGUCUUCACUUCCACAUUCGUUGGCAUCGCUUACUUCCGGUGGCCGAGAAGUAUACUUAAUUAUACAUGCUUUUACUUACUGACGACCCCAUGCGCGCGCGCAAAGCGCCACGU